AUGGAAGGCGCUGCCCUCAUGACCGAAGACGUCCUUGAUCCGCCGCCUCGGCUCUAUGAGCGCCUCCACCAAAUUGCAGGUUACACAUGGGAUGAAUCAAAACUGCCCUUCCGCUCGACAUAUGACUUUUGGCACGUCUUCGGCACCCGGUGCGUCUCACCCAUAUCUCCAUCCACCUCCCAGUCGCACAACAUCUCCAGUCCUGGUUCCGUCUCGAGGUUAUCAUCUGGGAACCCCUCACCUGCCGAGCACCCAGGUCAUCACUUCGACGAAAGCCACUUUGCUGCGCAGUAUACUCCCCCGGCCCAGCAGGUGUCCCCCUCCCAGCCAAACUUCCCACAUAUUACGUCGUUCUUCUCGCCGACCUUGCCUUCGGAAAGCAGCUAUGUCGAGGAGCCAGUGGUAGCACGGAUAUCAUAUCAUGGUCUACGAGAGGAGAGAGCAUUCCAUAUCGCCAAGAGCCUGACAGCUACCGUCGAUCCGACCGGAGAACAUAUUGCGAAGCCCAUCGAUCUAUUCCGGCUAAACACCGCCCCCGGAGACCGUGCCGCCGUCAUUGUUGCGAUUUAUCAUAACCUGGGUGACAAUUAUCUCCCCGCUGUAUUGGAUCUCGGCCCGGCGUAUUACAAGGCAAAAAAAGAGGGCGAAUCCUACAAAGCUUUCCAUGAUCCAUUCUUCAAGCUUCACCAACCCAUCAGCCUUCAGCUUUUUCUCGAUUUUGCCAUUGGCGCGUCAAAGUGUCUGGAAAUUCUUCACCACGGGCAAGGAAUCAUUCAUGGCGAGAUUCGUGGCGACGCAUUCCACUUCAACAAAGAGGAAAACAAGGUCAGGAUAGCUUCGUUUGGAUCUGGCACCCGGUCCUUUGAGAAUGGACUGACUAGCACAGGCUGGUCGAGCCUUUCCAAAGAACUCGGCGCCAAAACCAAGUUGUUGUAUAUCAGCCCUGAACAAACAGGCCGGAUGCCUGCUGAACCUGACAGCCGCACGGAUAUAUACUCGCUCGGAGUCUUGUUCUGGAUGCUCUUGACUCAACAGCAGGUCUUUGAUGGGGACACAGCACUGGACAUUGUGCAAGGCGUUCUCGGCCGUAGGAUUCCAAACGUUUCUGAUAUUCGGAUUGACAUCCCUGAUGUGGUUGGAAGGAUAAUUCAGAAGUGUACUGCCAAGAAUGUCACGGAUCGGUACCACUCGGCAAGUGGGCUUCGCCAUGAUCUGGAAAUGGUCCAGAACUACUUGGCAGAUGGGAACUGGGCUGCGCUGAAAGAGCUGAAGAUUGCGAGCAAAGAUGUCUCUUCUUUCUUCAUGCUUCCUACAAUCAUGAUUGGCCGGCAGCGAGAGCGAAACCAGCUGAUCAAAGCAAUCGACCGCGUCUCCAAAUCCCACCCCCUCGACCGUAAAGGACCAUCGUCUCGCUUUUCUGAUGGAUCGAUGCUCUCGAAUGAUGUUGGUAAUAUGGACGAUCUUUCCAGUGAGGGGGCCAGUUCAGCUGAUGGAACCACUCGCCGAAGCGGUUCAUUCACACACACAGCAUCUUCGGACCCAGCAAAACAACGCAUCAGUUUCCAGCAAUCCUUUUUGUCGGACUCCCAGACUCUUUCAACAGAUAAUGGUUCGUCCUCUCAGUCUAGCGCACAGCCUAGGACAGCUCGCCUUUGGGAACGACAGCAGUCCAUCUCAGUUGAAACCCGGAGUCUUGUCGAUAGUGUUGGAACCGAGGGCACUCGCACCGGGAUAGUUGACUCUCCUGUUUCGAGUCUGUCCAGACAGCUUGGUAGUGCCAAAUUUAGGCGGCGUGGCCAUUGCGAAGUUGUCACCGUGGAAGGUGUGGGCGGCCUGGGAAAGAGUUGUCUGGUUCAAAGCGUGCUGGUGGAUGCUCGGCGACUUGGGUAUUGCGCGACAGCGAAGUUUGACACUACAAGAAGAAAGGCAUUUGGGCCGCUGCUCAAAUUGCUCUCGGCCUUGUUCAAACAGGUAUGGGGUGAGAGGAACACCGAAACCCCUUUCCACCAAGGUCUCAAACAAUACCUUCGGCCAGUUUGGCCAAUGCUCCAUAGGGUCCUGGGGCUCCCAGAGUUCCUGUUUGGGCCCCCUGACUCCUCGCCAUCGCGACCUCUUUCAUCCACGGGCUCACUCUCUCGAGGGCCUAGUUGGGCCAGACGCCGCGGUUCGUCUCCUGGCUGUUCUCCUGCCCCGCUGGCCGUAAAUCCAAGUAUAGCAUCUCAGUCAUCUCAGGAUUUUCUCCGUGCGGGGGCAUCAACUAAGACCAUUCGUUUAAUGCAGACGUUCCUUGACGUGCUGAGAGUGUUCACGGCUCAUAAGCUUGUGUGUUUUUGCCUGGAGGAUCUUCAUUAUGCAGAUGAUGAGUCUCUUGAGCUCAUUAGCCAGAUUAUAGGCGCCGGAAUGAAAAUGGUGGUGAUUGUGACGUAUCGUCCUGAUGAGCUGUCGCCAGAGAGGGUGCAAAGAAUCCUCCACCCUCCUGAAUCCGAAGAAUUUCCUCGUUCUGGAGGCCCGGUCGUUACAAGAAUUCCCCUCUCACCUUUAAAUGAAGAGGACAUCGUCGAGUACGUUUCCAAGACCCUCCGCCGCCCCCCAGACCAAGUCCUCCCUCUUGCGCUGGUCAUUCAGUCCAAGACGGCUGGAAAUCCGUUCUACAUCCGAGAGAUGCUCAGUGCUUGCUUUCGUAAGAAGUGCAUUUGGUAUGAUUAUCGAGACAGUGUUUGGCACUUUGAUCUGGAUAGACUAUUUGAGCAAUUCCGUGCUGAAAAAGACUACGAUGUUCUUGAUACGGCUUUUGUUACACAACGACUUGCCGAACUUCCAUCGACCGCAAGAGCCUUACUGGCAUGGGCAGCGCUGCUUGGCAACUCAUUUUCCUUCGAACUCAUAUGCCGCCUUAUGGGUGGCGAGUUUGAGCACCACGCCCAAAACUUGGCAAGAUGUUGUGGAAACUCUCACUGCAGAGGUUAUUCUCAGCAUGAUGCCAUCGCCGGCCUACAGGCAGCUAUCCAGGCUUAUAUCAUUGUACCAAGCGAAGAAGAUGACCGCUUUCGAUUCGCCCACGAUCGUUACAUAACCGCUGCUGGACAGCUAGAGGAAUGCAGCGCUCGCCGCAUGCAUUUUAUCAUUGCCCAAACCCUGCUAAAAUAUUACUCAACGGAACGCAGAUGGAGGGACAACACGGCCUUCCAUGUCUGUGAAGCCGUCGAUAUCAUCCAACAGGAAGUCUCUGACCGCGCCAAGUUCCGUGAGCUUCUCAUUACCUGCGCCCAAUCGUCCAUUGAGAAUGGGGCGAGGCCGACCGCCGCCAAGUAUUAUUCUGCUGCAGUAAAGCUGCUGCAGACUGAUGCUUGGGCAUUAGGAGCCAGUGAUGUUUCUUACCAGGAGACACUCCAACUCCAUCUUCGUUUGGCAGAAUGCUACGUGUUCAUGGGCCAACACUCACUAGCCCAGGAGCUUCUGGGCCAUAUCUUCGUUAAUGCGGAGACGGCAAUCGACAAGGCUCCAGCAUUUGUACUCCAGUCUAGAAUUUUCGCACAGACCGGAAACACACAGGCCUCUGUCGUGGCACUCAAGGAAUGCUUGGGGGCUUUAGGUGUGACGCUGGAUGAUAGUCCUACCUAUGAAAAAUGCGAUGAAAGGUUCGAGAGGUUCCGGAAUCAAUUCGAAACGAUGGACCGUACAACCCUCACGCAUGCUAGCCGAGUCACAGAUCCAAGCCUCGAGUCUGUCGGUGCGGUUCUUUCAGAGACCGUUGCGGCUGCCUGGUGGACGGACUGCCUCCGCUUCUACCAUUUGUCUUUGGUCAUGCUGGAAGCCCACCUCAGCCGAGGAGCAUUCCCGCAGUCAGGCAUGGCGUUUCUGUAUGUAGGGGUGGUUGCAAUAGCAAGAUUCAACUUGACGGGCUUUGCAGCUGAGCUGGGAUCUAUUGCAGCUGAGCUCCUUUCCCGUGCUAAUGACGCAUUCUCAAUGUCGCGCGGUCUGAUGCUCUCCCCGAUCCUCAUCGGCCACACUUGCACGCCCAUGCCCUUGCUAGUCGCGCAGGUUGAGGAUGCAGUCGAGCUUGCAUCAAGUGCAGGCGACCGGAUGUCUACCAUUUUGAGCUACGGCCUGCUCGCACUGAUUCGGUUAUUCUCCGUAAGAAACUUAGCUGAUCUGGAGGCUUUCUGCAAAUACGGGUGCGAGGAAAUACCCGAUUGGUAUUUCGACGCCAGGGGCGGUGUCCUGCUUUUGGCAGUCAGUCAAGUAUCUCGCUCUUUGCAGGGAAAGACGAGAAUCAAAGACCCCAUAGAUGUUAUCAGCGAUGAGCACCAUAACACUGUUGCUUACAAGAAUUGGUUGGCUGGCCGUAACCAACACAGCAACAGAUCGAUAUUGUUGUACGAAAGCCUGGAGUUGGUACCCUUGUUCAUUUAUGGCCACUACGAUCGUGCCGUGGAAAUUGGCCGACGAUGUUUCGAGAAUCUGGAGCUCUUCUGGUCAUUGCGAAACAGCAGGCUUGUUGUACUCGUUUACGGUCUGGCGCUCACUGGCCGCCUGCUCCGCCGGAUGCAUGAUCCUCGCUCAUCUCCCAAUGAUCAUCGGGCGGAAGUAGAGCAAGUGGUUCAAGAUUUACAGAAGUUUUCGAAAAUGAUCAAGGAUUGGGCGGGCAACUACAAUGUGAACUAUUAUGCUUGGUGGAAGAUACUGGACGCUCAAAUAGCGGAGCUAAAACAUGAACAUGGCGUCUCUAUCCAACAUUAUGAGGAGACCCUUGAUCAUGCCGCUGAGCACGACUUUGUCUUCGAAGAAGCGCUUGCGAACUUUCUCAUGGCCGGUUUCUUCCUCCGACGCAAGGCUCGGAGAAGUGCUCGCUCGGCACUACUUGAGGCAGUUGGACUAUACCGACAGCUGGGGGCCAGCGGUGUUGCCACGGCCAUUGAAGAGGAGCACAGCCUGCUUUUACACGGACCCACACGCAACUAUCGAACUAUGGACGUGGGUGUCCAGACAGACUUUGUCGCUGACUCGGGACCGGAUUCGUACCGCCAAGGCGAUGCUCAAAUGGACGAAGCGCUGUCGCAGGUUACUCCCCAUCAAAUGACACAACUCAAGGGCGAAAGAAUAGGGGCAUGGAGAGGAUCCAUGAAUGUGGAACCGGAAGCUGGCGCCGGCCUGCCUGCCCUCGAUAUGAUCGAUCUCCAUGCGAUUUUGAAAUCGUCCCAAGUCAUUUCUUCCAUGUUGCAGAUAGAAGAGCUGCUCAAGACAAUGUGCGAUGUCAUCCUACAGACUUGCGGAAGCUCUGCCACCCUAGUCUCAAUCGUUGUCCAAGAAAACGAUAGUGAGGAUUGGUGUGUCGCUGCUAGUGGAAACCCGGAGGGGGGUGCAUCGGCACAUAGGCCCGGUCUACCCCUUUCAGAAACAUCGCUCGUUGCUGAAGACGUUGUGCUCUACUGUACGCGAUUCUUCGAGUCGGUGUUCAUCCGAGACCCCAACAGCGAUGAGAGAUUCGGCAACGUAUCCAACUCUUGGACACAUAGGAACCCACAGGGGAAAGCCAUCAUUGCAAUCCCCAUUACUCAUGGCAACAAACCCCUGCUCGGUGUCCUGUACCUGGAGGGUGAGCCCGGGUCUUUCACGGACCGCAACGUCACCGUUCUAGAGCUUCUGGUCAACCAGAUCGGAAUUAGCUACGCAAAUGCCAUCGCUAUGAAGAAUGUCGAGAAGAUCUCAGCAGAGAACCGGUCUAUGAUUUCUAUCCAGAAACGGGCACUGGAUAAAGCCAUCGAGGCUGAGACCAAGGCCAAGAAUGCCGAGGCAGAGGCUAAGCGUAAUGUCAAGCUUGCCGAAGAAGCCGCCAAGGCCAAGUCGAUCUUCUUAGCCAAUGUUUCCCACGAGCUCCGCACACCACUGAACGGUGUCAUUGGCAAUUCGGAGCUUCUUCGUGACAGUGACCUAAACAAGGAUCAGCUCGAGAUGGCAGAUUCGAUCCGGGUAUCAGCCGAUCUUUUAUUGACGGUCAUCAACGAUAUUCUUGACUUCUCCAAGAUGGAAGCUGAUAAAAUGAAGCUCUACGUCAUCGCCUUCAACCCUGAGGAGAUGGUUCGAGAAGUUGUUCGUGCUGUGUCAUAUAGCAACAGAGAGAAGACUUCUAAGAAGAAUGUCAGAAUUAUCCAAGACAUUAAUCUACCGCCUAUGCUGAUCUACGGAGAUCCUAUACGGCUUCACCAAGUUCUAGGAAAUCUUAUUGGGAACAGCUUGAAAUUCACAGAGGAUGGCUCCAUCACAAUCGGUGCCAGACUCGACUCGGAAACCAAGGAGAAAGCAACGUUGACGUUCUGGGUGCGCGACACCGGCAUAGGCAUUCCCCCUCGACAGCUCGCAAAACUCUUCCAGCCGUUCAGCCAGGCCGAUGCCAGCACCGCAAGAAAGUAUGGCGGGAGUGGCCUCGGCCUAAGUAUCUGCAAGUCGCUCAUCGAGACUAUGAUGAAGGGCAAGAUCCAGCUGGAAAGUGAGGAAACAGUGGGCACUACAGCUUGGUUCACAGUCUCGUUCGACAAGGCCAAAUCGGAUGUGGCUGCAGGGGACGUUCAGUCAAAGUCUACGCCGCACAUCGAACGCACUGUCUCAUUCCCGUCCUCUGAGCAGCUCUCACCCCCUGAACCAUACUUCAGCCUCUCUAAUAUCUCCAAAGAGGAACUCCGAAUAUGCGUUGCCGAGGACAAUCCUAUCAAUCAGAAGAUUGCAAUACAGUACGUCCAACGUCUGGGGUACCAUAACGUCAGCGCAUAUGAGAACGGAAUGAAGGCAGUUGAGGGGCUGCGGAAGAAAGCUAAGGAGGGCGACCCUUACCACAUUGUACUGAUGGAUGUCCAUAUGCCCGUACUCGAUGGCUACGAAGCAACCAAGCUUAUCCGGAAGGACUCGAACGAGGCGGUGAGAAACGUGCUCAUCAUCGCCAUGACCGCAUCCGCCAUUCAAGGAGACCGGGAGAAAUGCAUAGCCGCGGGCAUGAAUGAUUACCUAGCCAAGCCCGUCCGGUCCGAGGUGCUGAAAAAGAAGCUAAACGCGUAUCUGAGCUCCAAACAGAGUCCAACAAGCGACCUGGUCGUCGAUCCCCCUCGUGCGCCCACUAGGAAGGUUUCCACCCCCUCCUCAAACGCCCAAACAUCAUCAUCUUCUUCUUCUUCGGCCACUCCUGCCUUGACAGUAUCGGACCCAAUGAGGGACGGCGCCGUCUUCAACCAGCCUGUCGAUUCCACCGCCUUGGAAUCGAGAGAAAGUCCGGUGCUCACCAGCACUGUGCCCCUCGACACUGGUCCCAACGCAGCUCAUCCACAGAACAAUGGCGUCUCAGCCACUGACCUCGCCGAUCGAACGCGGACAUCGUCGGAAAGCCUGCCGUCUCCCCCUCACAUGAAUCUUAGUCCGAACUCACAGCCCCCUCUGCCUCAGCCUUCUAAGCUGAUUAAACCCCACGACAGCAACGGCCUACCUGAUGGGGUUGAGAUCGGACCCAAGUCGAAUUCCAGCGUGGCCGAACCUAAUCAACCCCACACUCGUGCUCCGGACUCAGCGUCAGAGCAACCGAAACAUCUCAUAGCUAGAAAGCCGUUAAAUAACCCGUUGCCCCCACCGAACUAA
Clonostachys rhizophaga is the source of this 7620-nucleotide messenger RNA. The record is from the annotation of a GenBank genome assembly. Lineage: Eukaryota; Fungi; Ascomycota; Sordariomycetes; Hypocreales; Bionectriaceae.